AUGUCUUCACCAAAUCUUGCUGUGUUAACAGCACUUGAUACAGCAAGAACACAAUGGUACCAUGUAACAGCAAUAGUAAUUGCUGGUAUGGGUUUCUUCACUGAUGCAUAUGAUCUCUUUUGUAUCUCAACCGUUUCGAAACUUCUCGGUCGUUUGUAUUACUAUGAUCCAGCAAGUGGAAAACCAGGGAAAAUCCCUGACCCUGUUAACAAUUUUGUCAUAGGUGUUGCUCUAGUUGGAACUCUAAGUGGUCAACUUUUUUUUGGCUUUCUUGGUGAUAAACUUGGUCGAAAAAAAGUUUAUGGAGUAACUCUUGUACUAAUGGUUAUUUGUGCAAUUGGUUCCGGCCUUUCAUUUGGGGCUAGUGCAAAAUCUGUCAUUGGAACUCUUUGUUUCUUUAGAUUCUGGUUAGGUUUCGGUAUUGGUGGAGAUUAUCCUCUAUCUGCUACGAUCAUGUCCGAAUAUGCUAAUAAGAGAACCCGCGGUGCAUUUAUCGCUGCGGUAUUUGCCAUGCAAGGUGUGGGUAUAAUUGCGGCUGGCUUAGUCUCGAUGAGUUUAUCUGCAUUAUUUCUGCAUAUGUACCCAGCUCCAGCUUUUACUGACGAUCAUGUUCUCUCGACCCAACCUCAAGCAGAUUUAAUGUGGAGAAUUGUUCUUAUGUUAGGUGCUUUACCUGCAAUAUUAACUUACUAUUGGAGAAUGAAAAUGCCUGAAACUGGUCGUUACACUGCGAUAAUCCAAGGAAAUGCUAAACAAGCAGCAGCUGAUAUGGGACGAGUACUUGAUAUCGAAAUACAAGCAGAUGAUGAGAAGUUAGAGCAGUUUAAAUCAUUUAACAAUUAUCCCUUAUUGUCUAUGGAGUUUCUCCGUCGACAUGGUUUACAUCUUUUGGGUACAACAACAACUUGGUUUCUGUUAGAUAUUGCCUUUUACAGCCAAAACUUAACCCAAAAAGAUAUCUUCCCUGCCAUCGGUUUAACAAAAGAAGCUGUCGAUAUUAACGCUCUCCAAGAAGUUUUUGAUAUCUCAAAAGCCAUGUUCAUCAUUGCCAUGUUCGGAACAUUUCCAGGAUACUGGUUCACAGUUUUCUUCAUCGAGAAAAUCGGUAGAUUCAUAAUCCAACUUGUUGGUUUCUUCAUGAUGUCAGUAUUUAUGCUUAUUAUAGGGCUCAAAUAUGACUACUUGAAGAAGGAUCACCAUAGAUUGUUUGCAGCCCUUUACGGAUUGACUUUCUUUUUUGCAAACUUUGGGCCAAACAGUAUUACAUUUGUUUUACCAGCUGAGCUUUUCCCAACUAGAGUUCGGUCAACAUGUCAUGCUCUGAGUGCAGCCUCUGGGAAAGCUGGAGCUUUGGUUGGAGCCUUUGGUAUACAAAGUUACACUUUGGGCGGCAAUACUAACAAGAUAAAGAAGGCUAUGAUGAUUUUAGCAUUCACAAAUAUGCUUGGGUUCUUUUUUACAUUCUUAGUACCGGAAACAAAAGGACGAUCACUCGAAGAGAUAUCAGGAGAAGAUGGUGGCAGAGAUAGUAGUGAGGAUCAUAGCACUGUCACUGAAAUGGAGGAGAACAAGAAUGCAAAGACGAUGGGAUUGUAA
Papaver somniferum (opium poppy) is the source of this 1596-nucleotide messenger RNA. Its product is annotated as inorganic phosphate transporter 1-11-like. NCBI's taxonomy places the organism in Eukaryota, Viridiplantae, Streptophyta, Magnoliopsida, Ranunculales, Papaveraceae. Gene Ontology annotation, biological process: phosphate ion transport; transmembrane transport. The transcript has a single exon. Bases 1 to 1596 code for a protein of 531 amino acids. Gene Ontology annotation, molecular function: phosphate transmembrane transporter activity. Gene Ontology annotation, cellular component: membrane. The record is from RefSeq and is a predicted model, not a curated record.